UGUUUUCAAGUAAACAUAUGUUUUGAAAUCUCUCCCUUCAACAUGAACAUGUUGUCCAUUCUUUUUUAGCUUAUAAUGCAUAAUAGCUUCAUAUUGAAAUAAGCUUACUCUGCAGUUAAUAUUUAGCUUGUGCUAUACAUCGUUUUUAAAUUAACCCACCAUCUAUCCGUCAUCCAACAAUAUUUAUCCCUUUGUGUAUUUACAUUACUCAAUUGACAAUCUUUUUUUAUUGUUUCCUCCAUAUCUUGAUGUCUCAAUUAUCCAUUUCAUGUGAUACCAACAGUCUACAGCCUGUUGAGUGUGAAUUAAUCCCUUGUAAAAUUGAUUACACCGGUAAAGCUAAGGUGGCUAGCUAUUUCAAACCAACAAUCAGUGAAACGUCUAAAUCAACUUAUAUUGGAUCAUUCAGAGGUAAACCAUUGGAUGGUGGAGACUUGACACUUGGUGAAGAUACAAUUGGUGUUGUCUGUGAAAAAACAUUUGGAUCACUUGAUAAAACUAAGUUGAAACCAAUUGGUAAAUUUGACAAAAUCAGAGCCUGGAAUUGGGACACAAAGCCAUCUUCAAAUGAUGUUUCAGCUCAGGCCUUACAGUGGUUAACAAUAUCAGCAGCUAUUCACGAACCCAUUUCUCCUGACAACUUGAAGGAAGAGGAGACUGAAGAAAAUAAUUAAUCAGUUGUUUAGUUUGUGCUUGCAGUGAUUACUCAUCAGUUUAUUAUCAUAAUUCACUGCCAUCAUGGAGAACGGAAUUGAAAAGACAUUCAAUUUUAAAUAUGAUCGUUAUGGUAUAGACAUCAGCCAUCAGCUGGUGAUUCCUUUACCAUCAUGUGUUAAUAUUGCAGAAAUAGCCUACUAUAUUUUUAACCAUUAUAAUAUUCCACCCAAUUUAGAGGAUAUUUUAUUUAACCAAUUGAGCCAGUUCGUUAAGGAGGAAGAAGAGGAAUACGAAUUACGGGGAUUUAUAGAAGCCCAAGAGCGAUUCAUCAAGGAUGAAAACAUACAAGAAAGAAGUGAACAUUUACUCAAUUUUGAUAAGCUCUUAUUGAACAAAA
Molecule: messenger RNA, 1054 nt
Organism: Tetranychus urticae (two-spotted spider mite)
Lineage: Eukaryota; Metazoa; Arthropoda; Arachnida; Trombidiformes; Tetranychidae
Biological process (GO): RNA catabolic process
Cellular component (GO): ribonuclease H2 complex
Source: RefSeq, a predicted model, not a curated record